CCGUCAUAUCGCGAUAGAAAGACUCCUCCUCGGAGCUAACGCUGAGCAACAUGGCGGAAGAGGAGGUGGCCAAGCUGCAGAAGCACCUGGCCCUGCUUCGGCAGGAGUAUGUGAAGAUGCAGCAGAAGCUGGUGGACACAGAGAGGCGCUGUGCUGUGCUUGCUGCCCAGACCUCUGGUCAGGGUUCCUCCAGCCCUGCAGCUGCAGACACUUUCAUUAGCCGUCUUCUGGAGAUCGUGGCUGACCUCUAUCAGCAAGAACAGUACAGUGAUCUGAAAGUGAAAGUUGCCGGGGAGAAUUUCAGCGCCCAUAAGUUUGUGUUGGCUGCUCGCAGUGAUGUUUGGAGUCUGGCUAACCUGGCCUCCACCUCUGAACUGGACCUAUCUGAUUGCAAGCCUGAGGUUGCCAUGGCGAUGUUGCGCUGGGCAUACAAAGAUGAGUUGGAACUUAGUGAAGAUGAUGCCUUUCUCAUUGACCUGAUGAAGCUGGCUAACCGCUUCCAGCUUCAGCUGCUUCGAGAGAGGUGUGAGAAGGGUGUAAUGUCCUCAGUAAAUGUCAGGAACUGCAUUCGCUUCUACCAAACUGCAGAGGAACUAAAUGCCACCACCCUGAUGAACUACUGUGGGGAGAUCAUAGCCAGCCACUGGGAUGAUCUGAGGAAAGAGGACUUCAGCACCAUGAGUGCCCAACUUCUGUACAAGAUGAUCAAAUCUAAAACAGAAUUUCCUCUCCACAAAGCCAUCAAAGUUGAACGAGAAGAUGUGGUCUUUCUUUAUCUCAUUGAGAUGGACUCGCAGUUACCUGGCAAGCUGAACGAAUUAGACAACAAUGGUGACUUGGCAUUGGACCUGGCACUCUCUCGCAAAUUGGAAAGUAUUGCCACUACUUUAGUUAACAACAAAGCUGAUGUGGAUAUGGUGGACCAGAGUGGCUGGAGUCUCCUCCAUAAGGCAAUCCAAAGAGGUGAUGAAUUUGCAUCCAUCUUCCUGAUUCGCCACUCUGCUCAGGUGAAUGCUGCCACAGUAGGUGCGGUGGAAACCCCACUUCACCUGGUCUGCUCUUUCAGCCCCAAGAAACACUCUGUGGAAGUGAUGAGUGGCAUGGCACGAAUCGCUGAGGCUCUGCUCAAAACUGGAGCCAACCCCAACAUGCAGAACAGCAGGGGCAGAACUCCCUUGCAUGAAUCUGUGGCAUCAGGGAAUGAGCCAGUGUUCAGCCAGCUACUACAAUGCAAACAGCUUGACCUGGAACUCAAGGACCAUGAGGGCAGCACAGCUCUGUGGCUCGCCCUGCAGUAUAUCACUGUGUCCUCUGGCACAUCAGUAAAUCCAUUUGAGGAUGAUGUACCAGUCGUGAAUGGCACGUCAUUUGAUGAGAACAGUUUUGCAGCACAGCUCAUCCAGAGAGGAAGCAACCCAGAUGCACCCGACAAUACCACAGGAAACUGUCUCAUGCAGAGAGCAGCUGGGGCAGGCAACGAGGCAGCAUCUCUUUUCCUGGCUACCCAUGGAGCAAAGGUCAACCAUGUCAACAAAUGGGGUGAGAGCCCGCUUCAUACAGCAUGUCGCUGUGGCCUUGCAAGCCUGACAGCAGAGCUGCUCCAGCAAGGGGCCAACCCCAACCUGCAGACCCAGAAAGCCAUGCAUGACGAAAGCAAUGGUGUGGCUCUGCAGUCCCCUCUCCACAUGGCCAUUGCUCACAACCAUCCAGAUGUUGUCUCUGUCAUCCUUGAGCAAAAAGCCAAUGCACUUCAUGCUACCAACAACUUCCAGAUAAUACCUGACUUCAGUCUCAAAGACUCCAUGGACCAGACUGUGUUGGGCCUCGCCCUCUGGACAGGUAUGCACACCAUAGCAGCUCAGUUGUUGGGCUCAGGCGCUUCUAUCAACGACACUAUGUCCAAUGGACAAACCCUUCUUCACAUGGCCAUCCAGAGACAGGACAGCAAAAGUGCCCUCUUCCUUCUUGAACAUCAGGCAGACAUCAAUGUUAGGACCCAAGAGGGACAAACAGCAUUACAGUUGGCCAUCAGUAACCAGCUCCCCCUGGUGGUAGAUGCCAUUUGCACAAGAGGAGCUGAUAUGUCUGUAGUUGAUGACAAGGGCGACCCUCCACUGUGGCUGGCUCUGGAGAAUGGCCUGGAAGAUAUUGCCUCCACACUGGUCCGCCAUGGCUGUGAUGCGACGUGUUGGAACAUAGGGCCUUCAGGAUGCCAGCAGACCCUCCUGCACAGAGCUGUUGAUGAGAAUAAUGAGGUUUCUGCCUGCUUCCUCAUCCGCAGUGGGUGUGAUGUGAACAGCCCCAGGAAACCAGGUCCAAAUGGAGAAGGAGAUGAAGAAGCCCGGGAUGGACAAACGCCUCUACACCUAGCAAGCAGUUGGGGGUUGGAGGAGGUGGUGCAGUGCCUUUUGGAGUUUGGAGCUAAUGUUAACACACAGGAUGCAGAGGGCAGAGCUCCCAUCCAUGCUGCCAUCAGCAGCCAGCACAACGUCAUCAUACAGCUCCUCAUUUCCCAUCCAGACAUUCGUCUUAAUAUUCGUGACCGCCAAGGAACGACCCCCUUCGCCUGUGCCAUGACACACAAGAACAACAAGGCUGCAGAGGCGAUCCUCAAGAGGGAGCCAGGUGCUGCUGAGCAGGUGGACAACAAAGGGCGUAAUUUUCUCCAUGUGGCGGUGCAAAAUUCAGACAUUGAGAGUGUCCUGUUCCUCAUCAGUGUCCAAGCUAAUGUCAACUCCAGGGUUCAGGAUGCAGCCAAACUCACACCCCUCCAUCUGGCUGUCCAGGCUGGAUCUGAGAUCAUUGUUCGCAACUUGCUGCUUGCUGGAGCCAAAGUAAAUGAGCUGACAAAACACAGGCAGACAGCGCUACAUUUGGCUGCCCAACAGGACCUGGCCACUAUUUGUUCUGUGUUGCUGGAGAAUGGUGUAGACUUUGCCGCUGAGGAUGAAAAUGGAAAUAACGCUCUGCAUCUGGCUGUGAUGCAAGGCCGCCUUAAUAAUGUCAGAACCCUUCUCACAGAGUCCAACAUUGAUGCUGAGGCUUUUAAUCUCAGGGGUCAGUCACCAAUGCAUGUACUUGGCCAUUAUGGCAAAGAGAAUGCUGCUGCCAUUUUUGAGUUGUUCCUGGAGUGUAUGCCGGAAUACCCUCUGGACAAACCAGACAAUGAAGGGAACACAGUUCUGCUCCUGGCCUACAUGAAAGGAAAUGCGAAUCUGUGCCGUGCAAUUGUGAGAGCUGGAGCACGGCUGGGCAUCAAUAAUAAUCAGGGCAUCAAUAUUUUCAACUACCAAGUUGCAACUAAACAGUUGCUCUUCCGCCUUCUAGACAUGCUGUCCAAAGAGCCGCCUUGGUGUGAUGGGUCCAACUGCUAUGAAUGUGCUGCCAAGUUCGGGGUUACAACGAGGAAACAUCACUGCCGCCACUGUGGGCGCCUCUUGUGUCACAAGUGCUCUAUAAAGGAGAUCCCCAUCAUCAAGUUCGACUUGAACAAGCCUGUGAGAGUGUGCGACAUCUGCUUUGACGUAUUAACUCUGGGUGGGGUAUCGUAAUGCAGUGGCCUGGAUCUCCCCCAACCUUUGACAGUGGCCAAGCCAGGAUCAACUUGACACGGAUAAUCAGGCACACCAGGACAUACAAACAAGAGAUCCCUGGACAGUAAUGGACCAUUGCCUUUAUACUAUUACAGUAUGAGAAACUAAUAACAUUCUAGAGGGACAUUUCAAAUAGAAAGUGAAACAUUCGUCUUUUUUGUUUCGGUUUCGAUCAAAGUGUCUUUGAGUGGAUAAAAGAAGCUCCUCCCGCUUGGUGACAGCCAGUUAGCCAAAAUAUGUGGAAAUGUUCAGUUUUAAUCACAGCAAAUUGGAAGAUUCUGACUAAAGUUUUUUUUCAUGACAACAACCUUCCCAUAAUCCUCCUCUUCAGAUAAAUAAUAGCCUAUUAUGCCUGUGAAUGUCGAUUUGUAGUCUUAAAGUAUCAUGGUCAUAAUCGAAAAUCAUUUGUUUGAAAAUCACUCACUAAAUAUUACAUUCCAUUUUUGACCUGCCAGGUCGUCAUCGGAAGAGUGUAGAGCCCACGAUGUUGCCUCAAGUCAACUUGUUUUCUUGACCCAUGAUGAUUAACGCUUUUGAUUUCUUAGCCUAACAGGUGCACUUUAUCAACAUCACAUGACAUUUCCGAUCAUUGGGUAGAAUGUGGAGAAGAGGGAGCGUCGGGCGGUGGGGCCUCUUUAAGUAUUGUUAAAUUGUACAGAUAAAUGUGUGAUAUUUUUGACCACUACAACUGUUUUGUACUUCAAUGCAGUUUGUGCUUGUCAUUGUGACAAACCUAAAUCUUGCCUCUGUUAAUCUUUUAUGCACAUUGUUUAAUCUUUUAUGCACAUUGUAUUGUAUCUGUAUGCUCAGAUAUCUAGCCUGUCUCUUUCUGGUGUAUCCUUUUAGAGAAAGGGACGACAACUUUACAUAAAGGUCAUCAAAAACAA
Solea senegalensis (Senegalese sole) is the source of this 4480-nucleotide messenger RNA. RefSeq names its product ankyrin repeat and FYVE domain containing 1 (gene ankfy1). Lineage: Eukaryota; Metazoa; Chordata; Actinopteri; Pleuronectiformes; Soleidae. Gene Ontology annotation, molecular function: metal ion binding; protein binding. Bases 51 to 3551 code for a protein of 1166 amino acids. The transcript has 25 exons. The record is from RefSeq and is a predicted model, not a curated record.